This is a messenger RNA of Stereum hirsutum FP-91666 SS1, 2776 nucleotides long. Its product is annotated as 20S proteasome subunit. Bases 66 to 893 code for a protein of 275 amino acids. The record is from RefSeq and is a predicted model, not a curated record. Lineage: Eukaryota; Fungi; Basidiomycota; Agaricomycetes; Russulales; Stereaceae. Gene Ontology annotation, cellular component: nucleus; proteasome core complex; proteasome core complex, alpha-subunit complex. Gene Ontology annotation, biological process: ubiquitin-dependent protein catabolic process. The transcript is spliced from 9 exons.
CGCGGCCUCAUACUUACCUUCUUCAAUCCUCUGUCCUCCACCUAUCGUUGGCUUCUAGCUACACCAUGUUCCGUAACACUUACGAUUCCGACAACACCGUCUUCUCGCCACAAGGCAGGCUGCACCAGGUCGAGUAUGCACUCGAGGCCGUGAAGCAGGGCUCUGCCGCUGUCGGACUCAGAUCCAAGACACAUGCAAUCUUACUUGCGCUGAAGCGCUCGACAGGAGAGCUUGCGUCGUACCAACAGAAGAUGUAUCGGAUUGACGAUCAUGUCGGGAUUGCCAUUGCGGGAUUGACUUCGGAUGCGCGUGUGCUCAGCAACUUCAUGCGACAGCAAGCCAUGUCGUCAAGAAUGGUUUUUAACAGACCUGUUCCCGUAAACCGUCUCGUAUCCGCCAUCGCCGACAAGGCCCAGGUUAACACACAAGAAUAUGGUCGUCGUCCAUAUGGUGUCGGUUUCCUUGUCAUCGGCACAGACCCCACAGGUCCCCAUCUCUACGAAUUCUCACCCUCCGGAACGUCGUUCGAAUACUACGCGAUCUCUAUCGGUGCGAGAAGUCAAAGCGCAAAAACCUACCUGGAAAAGAAUUAUGAGAGCUUCGCGGACUCCACCCUCGAAGAACUCAUCCGCCACGGCCUCCACGCACUGCGCGAGACUCUCCAACAAGACAAAGAACUCACCAUCAACAACACCUCCAUCGGUAUUGUCGGCGCUGGUGGCGCUCACGAAACCGAAGUCUCGUCCGAGGGCUCAUUCCGUAUCCUUGAGGGCGAGCCUGUAAAGGUAUAUCUCGAUAGCAUGAUACCGAAGGAAGCACCGGAGGGUACGGGAGCGUCGACGACCACUGGUCCCGCCGCUGGUGGGGACGAGGACGUUGCGAUGGCCGAGUGAGUGAACAGAAGGUGGAGAAUGUGGAUGCGGGCGGACUUGUUUUGUUACGUAGUUGUUUUCUCUGUCUUGCUCUCUUAUGUUGCAUAUCACACCGAAAAAGAAGAAGUUUCUAGUGUAAUAUGCGAUUGUGUUGGAUAUGAUCAUGAGCGGUGGGGUGGGUACCAAUGCAAGCAAGAACGGUGGAGUCGAAGUUGAGUAAAUAAGUAAUGCAGUAUCGUCGGCUGCAAAGCGAAUCCUGAAAGUGGAAAAGAAAACCAUUCUAGCACCGUUGGCGAAUAAAUCAUGCUCAAGCCUUCACCGAGCUCGUGACCGCCUCCCCAACCGGGACCUUGCCCACUCUCGUCGCAGCCCCAGCUCCUGCCGUCCUCGCAGCAUUCGCACUCCUCCACGCAACCGCCGCCGCUCCCGGCCUCCUCAAAGCAAUCAACAAAUGUACCAUUGCCGUCAACAGCGCCACACUCCCAGCCUGGUGUGCCGCCGCUAAUGGUACGGGCACGAGGUAGAGAAGAGUGGAGAUGCCGAGGAUGACUUGGAUGUUGGCCAUCGCGAAGGCUGCGGUGGUGGCACGGAGGGCUAGUGGUGGGAGGGCGCGUCGGAGGGAAGGUGAGAGUUUGGUGUAGGCGUAGAGGGCGGUAGUGGAGAGAUAAGUUGUGAUUGCGAGGACACGGUGGUCGAAUUGGACCGUCGUUGGGUUCUCGAAGACGUUACGCCAGAGGCCGGAGGGCGUACUAGGGUCGGAGGCGUAAACUGGGUUGAGGAGCUCGUCAGACGGUGGUGCGAGUCGUCCACCCAUUAGUGGGAAUUCGUUGUACAGAAGACCAGCAUCAAGACCGGCCACGAAUGCACCGGAAAGAGCAGUAAGGAAGACCAGGCCAGUCAGAAUGAUACUCUGCGUCUUGAAGCUCUUCACCAAUGGAUUCCGCAAGACAGUUUCCCAUGUCCUUCCGUCCGUCACACCUGCCCACACCCCAUUUUUGGCAAACUUCCAGUCCUUCAACACCGAGAUACCCGUCCAGAACAUUCCGGCAUAGAGAACCAAUGCUGUCCCUAGAUGUGCCGCAAGUCUGUAUUGAGAUACUCUCGGCACGGCUCCUGGAGUGUCCAUCAAGGAUUCCUCCAGGCCGGAUUUAACCAUGUACCACCCAAGGGCGCCUUGUGCGCCAAUAAGCAGAGACAUGCCGGUGAGUUGCCAUGGAAGAGAGUGGGAGAGUUGCUUGCGGAAGAUAAAGUAGAUUGAGGGGAAGACGAAGGCGAGUCCGAUGACGCGACCGAGGACACGGUGGCCCCAUUCCAUGUAGAAAAUGGACUUGAACUGAGCGAGGUCGAAGGAGGAAUUGAGAAGCUUAUACUCUGGUGUGGCCUUAUACUUGUCGAACUCCUCUUCCCACUGAGCGUUCGUGAGAGGAGGUAUCAUGCCAGAUACAGGUUUCCAUUCCGUGAUACUGAGGCCUGAUUCUGUGAGACGGGUAACGCCUCCGACUACAAUGACUGCAAAGACCAGAGCCGAGGAGAGAAGUAGCCAGCGGGCCACGGGUGGCGGAGAGAGUAUGGGUAGGCUAUUUCCCGGAAGUGAUGGUUCCGCGGAUGAAGGUGCUGCAGCUGCACCAGUCGAAGAGAAACGUGAUUGGACUAGCCGCGAAAUAGAUGAUGGAUUGUAGACUUCUGUCCACCGAGGAUUUCCAAGGACAAGAUUGUGCCGGGGAGAAAAUGCGCUGAAGAAACGAGUCGGUGUGCGCAAGACCCGGCUUCGACAAGGUGCGGAAAUAUUGAAACCCAGUUUUUGAACAUUGAUGCUAGCUGGCAGCCUUCGAGCCAACAUCCUCGAGAGCACCAUUAUGAACGAGGACAAGCAACCAGUGAAGAAGAGUGUAUUUGACGGUUUU